AUGAAGGACCAACGCCAGGGAGCGGCCGCUUUAGUCUUCCUCGUCUUUUACGCCUGCGCUCUGGCCUUUAUUUUUUACUGCCUAUUCACCCGCCGCGCCAAACGAUACAUAUUUGGCGUGAUGAUUUUCGCCAUGAUCCGCCUCGGAGCCAAUAUCGCGGCACUGGGAUGGGCCAUCAACCUCUACGACAACUUUGACUGGCUCAUUGCCAGCUUGAUUCUCGGAGCUGAAGGCUACUUUGCGCUUAUCAUCACGAUUCUCUUCUGCAUCGUCGGGUACGAGAAGGAAACGCUCGGCAGUUCCAUCUUCUACCCCGACAUACCCAAGGGACGGAACAAGUGUCUCCAUAGGAUGACCCAUAUCUCCUUCUGGUUCGAGUGGAGUCUUGUCCCGGCGAAUGUGCUCCUGAUUGUCGGAGGCUCAAUGAUCUCUGGAGGUCUAGCCCGCGCAACUCUGGAGGAGCUUUACGACCCGGCAUCGAUUCCGCGCGUCAAAACGGGCCAAAACUUGCGGAUCAUUGGCCAAGUCCUUUUCCUCUGCGCCAUCAUCGCUGGGUAUGCCGCACUCGUCUACGUCAUCCGGAGAGCGGGCGCUCGAGGCGCGGCCAGGCAGCCGCUGUGGUGGAUGGCGGCGACCGCUCCGUUCUUGCUCCUGAGGGGUAGUUACGGAGUGCUCAGUUCUGCCGACUGGCACUACAGCUAUUACCUUCCCACCAAUUAUGGCGCGAAUGGCCUUAACCAGUCCGAGCUCAUCGCUGAAUACCUCAUGGCGGUCACGCCGGAAGCCAUCGCCCUCAUACUGCUCCUUCGGACAAUCUGGCUGAUUACGAUGCCAAAGCACCUUUUUGUGCCGUAUGAUAAACGAGCAGGGAACCUCGAUGGGGCGGAGAUGACGGGCAAAGCGCAGGCGGGUGAUGGCGGGAAAGUGACGGUAUGA
This is a messenger RNA of Dioszegia hungarica, 936 nucleotides long. RefSeq lists its product as uncharacterized. The coding region runs from base 1 to 936 and encodes 311 amino acids. The transcript has 5 exons. The record is from RefSeq and is a predicted model, not a curated record. Lineage: Eukaryota; Fungi; Basidiomycota; Tremellomycetes; Tremellales; Bulleribasidiaceae.